CAUAUGACGUUUUCCUCUCAGAGUAGAUUUGAUAGAAAUACUUACUAAAUACUGACUUAUAGUUAUACUCGUAUUGAAUUAUAUGAAAGUUUAUGGUACGAUGGCGGCAAUGAGCAGAGGAAUUGUUGAAAUGGAAACACCGUCGCUAUUAUCCAGUAAUCAAGAGGAUCGUAUUAAACUUCUAUAUCCAAUGGUAAAUGAAGAUGAAACUCCUUUACCAAGGCAUUGGAGCUCUAAAGAUAAAUACGCAUUCAUAGGACUUUCACAGAACAACUUAAGAGUUCACUACAAAGGUAUUGGAAAGAAUCACAAAGAUGCAGCUAGUGUCCGAGCCAGCCACCCAAUACCAGCUGCAUGUGGACUUUACUAUUUUGAAGUUAAAAUUGUUAGUAAAGGAAGAGAUGGGUACAUGGGAAUUGGGCUGUCAGCACAGGGAGUUAACAUGAACAGGUUGCCAGGCUGGGACAAGCAUUCAUAUGGUUAUCAUGGAGAUGAUGGUCACAGUUUUUGUUCCAGUGGUACAGGGCAACCAUAUGGACCUACAUUCACCACGGGAGAUGUGAUUGGUUGUGGUGUCAACUUAAUUGACAAUACUUGUUUUUAUACCAAAAAUGGAGUAAAUCUUGGCAUUGCCUUCACAGAUCUUCCCCCCCAAUUGUACCCAACUGUAGGCCUACAAACUCCAGGGGAAAUAAUAGAUGCUAACUUUGGUCAGUAUCCUUUUGUAUAUGAUAUACAGGACAUGAUGAAGGAAUUACAAGUUCGAACCCAAACCAUGAUACGUGGCUUUCCCACGAAUGAUACUCAAGGAGAGUGGCAAACAACUCUACACAGAAUUUUACAGACAUAUUUGGUACAUCAUGGGUAUUGUUCUACAGCUGAAGCUUUUGCCAAAAGUACUGGACAGGCUUUCCUGGAAGAAGUGAAAUCUAUCAAAAACAGACAGAAGAUACUUAAACUUGUGCUAGCUGGAAGAAUUGGAGAAGCAAUAGACACCACACGCAGUCUGUACCCAGGACUUCUGGAAAGAAAUCCUAAUCUUCUCUUCCUUCUCAAAUGUCGACAGUUUAUAGAAAUGGUAAAUGGCACAGACAGUGAAGUCCGUCCCACUCGAAGCCCUACUUCACAAGAUAACUCUCCUGCCAGGAGUGCCAACAACUUGAUUCCAACUACAAGAAGUGCUCACACUAGCAUUCUGAAAUACUCUAGUAGUUCUCCAAUGUCAACUAGCCCCAUUUCACAAGUGAUAUGUGACAAAUCUCCAACUCAAUCACAUGCUGACUGUAGUUCACAAAAAAACAAUCGUAGGUCUCCAGUGGAGGAGAAGAACAUUACAAACAGUGCAUUGUCAAAUGGAAAUGUGCUUAAUGGUAACAAAGAUACUGAAACACCAGAAAAUAUAUGUGAUGAUGUAGAAAUGGACAAGGGAGAAAAUCUAGCUCUUGAAACUGUUCAGAAUGGAAGGACUAUAUCUAUGAUAACCAAUGGAAACAUAGAACAUUCUGAUCAAAAUUAUCAAAAUGGUAAUAGCCAGGAAAGUAGCAGUGAUGAAGAUGAAAUGGAUGUUGACCCACCACGGAGACUGAUGUGUGGUGGUAGUCAACUAGCUCUAGAACGUAUGCUUCAAUUUGGUCGAGAACUGCAUUCUUUUAGUGUUCAACUAAAAAGGGAAUUUGGAACUAAUGACGCCAACAAAAAAAUGUUGCAGGAUGCCUUCAGUCUUCUAGCCUAUUCAGAUCCAUGGAAUUGUCCAGUUGGUUAUCAGUUAGAUCCGGUACAGCGAGAACCAGUCUGUGCUGCCCUUAAUGGUGCAGUUCUUGAAUCUCAUAAUUUACCACGUCAACCACCACUAGAACUUGCCUUAGCUCAUGCACAAGAAAUUGUAAGGCUCAUGUCCAGUAAUGGACUUGGCUCCAGUGCUUUUGCCAACUUCGAAGCUUUUCUGCAUUGACUAUGUUCCCGAUUUAGAACAUUUUGUUUUCAUACAGUCAACUGAGUUCCCUAAAAUUAUGACUAAUUUGUGUUUAACUCCACUUUGUACGGCUGUAAAAUUUGUUUUUUCUUCUAAAUUGUGAGUAUAUAUAGCAAAGGUCUCACUCUUCAGUGACAAUAAAAAUACUGCUUCACUUUGAGAGGUGGUUUUUAAGUUGCUUUAGUUAUCUGAGCUUUUCUUGUUGGUCAGAUAUGUGUAAAAAAUAGCUGGAAAUUCACAAAUGAGGGAAGAUGUAGCAAUUUUGGUAGUAAAAGUUUCAAUUCGAAUGUUUCUACCUUUUGAGCUAAGAGGUUCCACAAUGUAUAAUUAAUUUUAAUUGAUAGGACUAUUUUGUGAUUAGCACAUGUCUGUAAUCUCCAUAUUAGGUUGUUAUAAUAUUUCAUGUCUGUAAAUGCUUCAGAUUUGUUUGUUUUAUCAUUAAAAACAGGACAUUUUUACUUCUUGCAAUUUUAACAUAGGCAUAUUGAGUAAUAGUUGUUGAAACAAUUAAUAUAAAAUUGGAUGUGGCUACUUCUAGAGGAUAUGGUUUAGUGUUAAAUAAGUCUUCAAAUGAUUGUCUGAAUCAUACUAGUGGUAAUGAAGUAAAGUUUAAAAGAAAAUCACUAUUUGCAGUAAAUUAAUACAGAUCAUGAAAACAAAAGAAAAAAUUUGAUUUAGGGAUUAUAUUGAUAGUUUGUUAAUUUUUGAAAAAUUGAAUUCAGUUUAACAGUAAAAACUAUCACUUCAUUUUUUAUUUUUUCUUAGUGAAAGUUUUGAAGUCAGAUACAUUUUAUUUAGUAAUGUAUCAGCCAAAAAGUUCUGUUGGAAAACUUUUCUUGUUCAUAUUAAAAUGGGCAACAAUUCAAGUAUGUUUCUCACCAAGUUACAAUUUUAGUAUCAGAUAGACCCUUAUAGUUGUUAAAGUUUUGGUAUUAUUUACUGUCAAUAUGACUUAUCACUUUUGCAUCAGAUAUUAAGUAAUAUAACAAGGCUUUACUAAGUUAAUAUAUAUAUAUAUAUAUAUAUCUUAAAAGUUUUGAAUCUGUAUUCAUUGGUUUAUUCAAAGCUGAAAAAAGAGAAUGACUUCAUUUCGUAGUGUAUAUGGCAGUCUCUCUAUUCAUACACAAACACAAUAAAUGUAUUGUUACAAUAAGUAUUUUGUGUUUUUAAAACACAUUUGGUAUGGUAAAACAACAGUAAAAUUAUUCCUGUUAUUGUAGGAUACAAUUUUUUUUACCCGGUGUAUGUUUGUAACUGACAAGCUUAACUAAUCUGAUAUAAAAAUUGAAGUGGAUUAAAAGUGAAGAAAGUUUUUUAAUUGGUUUGAAACGUUUGUUUUUUGACAACAGUUAAAUGCCAUGUUUUGAACUUUUCAACUGUCAUUGUUAUCAACGUUCAGAAAUUACUGGAGUAGUUUAUAUAAAAAUUUGAUAAUUAGCAAACAUCUAGCAAAUUAGUAAAAAAAGAACCUGGCAUUUCUUUGUAGUAAGAGCCAUUUCGUAAGCAUCCUAAGUCUUAUAAGUAAUAAUUUCAUAUUCAUUUGAAAUGUUCAUGCUCCAAGAUAUAUCUGUAAUCAAGAUUUUUGUUUUUUGAAUAAUCUAUUUUCAGUUUAUUUAAUACAAAAUGUUUUGAAAAUGUGAUUAAAAAACUGUCAUUAGAUUAUACAAGGUAAUAUGUAUCAUGUUAAUGAUUGGAAUAUUAUAUUUUUGAGCAACAUCACAGGUGUGGUGUGGCUUAAGUCAAGAUGAACAUGGAAUAAGCAUAAGAAGAAACCAUGAUGAAGGUCAGAUAACUUACACGUACUCUGUUUUUUGACAUAAAAGAAACAGCUUUAAAAUCUUUUAACUGUAUUUCAUUUCACCAGCAAAUCAAAAAAGUACAGAACUUUGAAAUUAUGGUGUAGGUGGUGUUCUUAUCUCACUACUAAAAUGUUACAGUUUACAUUUUGAGGACUUUGAUCCAAGUAAACUCUGUGGUGAGAUGAAAUCCUUAACACACAAUGUGUUCUACACAUGUUAUGACUGUUCAAUAUUAUAUACGUGUCUUUACUAGAGUAGCAGUGUUUACAUUUUUGUCUAGAACUUCAACUGUGUAAAAAAUGAUUGUACUGAGGUUUGUUGGUUUGUUUGAUCUCAAUCUUCCUUUGUUUAUAAGAAUUUUUACUAAAAUCAGUAUGAAUGUAAAGGUCUCUUAACAAAAAUAAAAACUGCACUUAUUGCUAACAA
Limulus polyphemus (Atlantic horseshoe crab) is the source of this 4197-nucleotide messenger RNA. It is a transcript of the gene RanBPM, whose product is annotated as ran-binding protein 9-like. The coding region runs from base 83 to 1951 and encodes 622 amino acids. Gene Ontology annotation, cellular component: cytoplasm. The transcript is spliced from 11 exons. Gene Ontology annotation, biological process: cytoskeleton organization; cell surface receptor signaling pathway. The record is from RefSeq and is a predicted model, not a curated record. Gene Ontology annotation, molecular function: protein binding. Lineage: Eukaryota; Metazoa; Arthropoda; Merostomata; Xiphosura; Limulidae.